UUUUCCCAAAGACUUUGGUAAUGCUCCUUCACAAGAUACUUCGCGCCUUACAGGAUACAAAGCAUGGCAUCCUAAAGUAAUCGGUCUGUACUUAAAUAAUGAUGAAAAAACAUCUGCCAAUUUGCGUCCUCAUUCGGUUUUGUCUA
Messenger RNA from Racocetra fulgida, 146 nucleotides. The record is from the annotation of a GenBank genome assembly. NCBI's taxonomy places the organism in Eukaryota, Fungi, Glomeromycota, Glomeromycetes, Diversisporales, Gigasporaceae.